UGACAUUGACGCGUUGACGUCACGUUACGUCGUCAGCACGACAGGAACAGGAAGUGAAUUGAACACGUGGUUUACGGUUUUCCACGCUUCUCAUCCCUGCCCGUCGUUUCAGACAUCUUUGACCAGUCCCAUAGCAGAACAAUGGCAGUUCGUGCAGCAUUUGAGAAGAAUAAUGAAAUUGGGUGCUUCGCCAAGCUUACAAACACAUAUUGCUUGGUAGCGAUUGGCGGUUCAGAAAACUUUUACAGUGUCUUUGAAGGUGAGCUGUCAGAAACAAUACCUGUCGUUCAUGCUUCUAUAGCAGGAUGUCGAAUCAUUGGCAGAAUGUGUGUGGGAAAUCGUCACGGUCUCUUAGUGCCCAACAACACGACAGAUCAAGAGUUACAGCACAUUAGGAACUGCCUGCCAGAUUCGGUGCGGAUUCAGAGAGUCGAAGAGCGUCUUUCUGCGCUGGGUAACGUCAUCGCUUGUAACGACUACGUUGCUCUUGUCCAUCCUGACCUAGACAGAGAAACAGAAGAGAUUCUUGCAGACACUCUAAAGGUGGAAGUGUUCCGGCAGACGAUUGCAGAGCAGGUGCUUGUGGGUAGUUACUGCACCUUCAGUAACCGGGGAGGCCUCGUCCACCCCAAAACCUCCAUAGAAGAUCAAGAUGAACUCUCGUCACUCCUGCAAGUGCCUUUAGUGGCUGGAACGGUCAAUCGUGGUAGUGAGGUGAUCGCUGCUGGUAUGGUGGUAAACGACUGGUGUGCUUUCUGUGGACUGGACACCACGAGCACUGAGCUGUCCGUCAUCGAGAGCGUCUUCAGGUUGAGUGAAACGCAGCCCAGCGCCAUCGCAACUACUUUGAGAGACUCGCUCAUCGACAGUCUCACAUAAAACUGAAGCGGUUUUGCAUAUUUGAGAGAGUGGACCUGGAAGUCAAUAUUAAGAUGUUUUGAAGGCUGAUUAUGUCUCCAUUCAGGGAGAAGCGCACUCUUGCCUUCAUACCAUGAGGAAACAUGUUGUCAUUGUAAUAUUCAUGUAUGAACUGCCUGUCGCACUCAUUUUGUAAAAUGCCAAAAUGAAUAACCUUGUUAGAUGGCUGCUUUUAUCUGAAUUAGUCACUUCAAAUAAAAGACUAUUCUUCAAAUGUUGAUAAAUGUAGAACUUGUUUCCUUACACAAUGCAGCAUCAAUAAAGCUGUGCAUGAUCAACACAGUAGGUCUCGUAUGCAGUCAGACGAACAAUAAAAGGCUUUUGACAACAUCCUGAUGCAAUAACUGUUUUAUUGAGAGCUCAGAAACGUGCCAGUAUGAAUAGUGCAGUUCAGCUGAACAUGGUCAUCUUUAACACGGCUUGAUUCUUUGGUAUUUUCUGAUUUGCAUAUUUACAUUUUAACACAUCAAAGCAUGUUUAAUGUAGAAUAUGAAAAUUGUGAUAAUAAAAGUGAAAGUGACACCAAAUGAAUGGAAUGUGGCAAAAUAUGAGCAAAAAAAAAACAAACAAAAAAAACAGUAAAUUGAAAAAAUGUCAACCACCUUUCAAAAACAUCUUACCAGCCCCAAACUUUUGAACAAAGUUUCUAAUUCAAACCAAGGCUGCAUGUAUUUCCUCAAGUUCAUUCAUUUGAAAUAGAACUCUGUUGUAACAUUAUAAAUGCCUUUAGUCACUUUUGACAAGUUAAAUGCACUCUCCUGAAUACAAGUAUUUCUUUCUUUUUCUAAAAAAAGAGGAAAAAAUCCUUUCCGACUCCAAACUUUGAAAAGGUUGCGUGUGAAGCAUAUUUUAAACAUGGAAAAAAUCAUGAAAAUAGUAAGAAGG
Molecule: messenger RNA, 1803 nt
Organism: Pimephales promelas (fathead minnow)
Lineage: Eukaryota; Metazoa; Chordata; Actinopteri; Cypriniformes; Leuciscidae
Gene: eif6
Product: eukaryotic translation initiation factor 6
Biological process (GO): cytosolic ribosome assembly
Molecular function (GO): ribosome binding
Source: RefSeq, a predicted model, not a curated record